Messenger RNA from Dreissena polymorpha, 4626 nucleotides. RefSeq names its product zinc finger and SCAN domain-containing protein 10-like. Gene Ontology annotation, cellular component: nucleus. The record is from RefSeq and is a predicted model, not a curated record. Gene Ontology annotation, molecular function: DNA-binding transcription factor activity, RNA polymerase II-specific; RNA polymerase II cis-regulatory region sequence-specific DNA binding. The transcript has 5 exons. Bases 212 to 1417 code for a protein of 401 amino acids. Gene Ontology annotation, biological process: regulation of transcription by RNA polymerase II. Lineage: Eukaryota; Metazoa; Mollusca; Bivalvia; Myida; Dreissenidae.
CCCAAAUUUAAUUUACAAAAUGGCGGAACAAAGCACAAAAUUAACUCGAGAUAUUUUCUAAACGAGAUUUCAAGCACACUUCAAGCACAUUACGCGAUUCUACUGCAUUAUUACCAUCUUACAAUUCGAAGAAACACCCACCUCAACCGGCUCAUUGCAUAACAUCAUAUUAUAUUCAACUCCAACAUCUGCGCUCAACCAACAUUCCAAGAUGGCAACACCCGACAUGGACGUCAUCAAAGAGGUGCCGGGCUAUCGCGUUAUACUGAAGGCCGUCCUAAAGUCUCAGAUUCAACAACUGAUUGAACAACUUGCAAGUACCACCAACGAGGAGUCGAUCAUCCUUACAGCCAGCGUGGCUGAUGGAACCCUGAGUCAUCUCGGCUCAGACUCGGCCAAAGGCUUCCUUGAAGAUCACGAAGACGUCAAGUCCCAGUUCCUCGGCUACUGUUUAAAAAGCCACCACAAGAGGAAGCAAGAGCAAGAACAAAGGGAUCGGGAGGAGGAAAUUAGGAAGGCACAAGAGGCUGAAGCCGCUUCCUUAGCAUUGCAGCAACAGCAAGCUCUAUCCAUUCAGUCAAUGGGUAACAUGCCGGGCUCCAUGGGUUACAUGCCUCCCCGGGGACCAAUGCCGCGCUUCCAGGCCACAGCACUAUCACCGCGGCAACAGUUUCGGCCUCCAGGGGGAGGGUUGCGACAUCAGCCGUAUCCAGUGACCCGCCCCAUCCGAGCAGCAGCUUCCCCAGUCAGAUCUCCAAUGAAGUCACCAGCCAAGCUUGAUGGCCAAACGAUCAAGUUAGAGCCGGACGACGAAACCUCCAACCAAAGUGCAACUAGUCAGCCAUCUUCACCAUCAUUACAUCAGAACAUGAAAUCUGAACCGGGAACCGACGAUGCAAACUCUGAAUCAUCCUCAUCACACAAGGAGCAGAAUCAAGAAGGACUUAGCUUAGGAGCAGACUUGUCUAGUUUAGUGUCAGGUGAUAACAGUGAACAUGAUCCAGACGUCAGUGUUAAACUUGAAGCAAUAUCUGAAGCGGAAAUGGACUUGGAAAUAACUGGAGUAGAGCCUGGGAGACCUAUGCAACCCCAGGAUUGGGGCGCUAAUGACUCUGUGGGAGCGAACUUUGACCCAACUGGUGCUACUGGUUCCCAGGCAGACAUGACAGGGCAGCAGGGAUACAUGGACAAUAUCCACCUCCCGGGCUCUGUGAAAACGCUUUCAGUGUGGGUGUGUGAAUUCUGCAACAAGAAGUUCUACGCCCAGUCCUGGCUGGUUCGACACAGACGGACCCACACUGGAGAACGUCCGUUCACGUGCGAGGUCUGCGAGAGAAAGUUCUCCAGGAAACACCACAUGCUGGAUCACAUGAAGAGAGCCCAUGCUGAGAAAAAUGAUGGGGAAUUUUCUGUGUGAUAUGUGUUGUAUCUGGAUAUAUCUGGACUUCAUUGUGUAGUAUCUGGAUACAUCUUGACUUCAUUGUGUAGUAUCUGGAUACAUUUUUUUGUACAUCUGGACUUCAUUGUGUAGUAUCUGGAUACAUCUUGACUUCAUUGUAGAAGAAUCCUGUUUUUUUAUACAAGCCGUUUUUGUUUGCAAUUUUUUUCACUUUGAGUUCUUUAACCCUUUACCACAUAGAUACGUAUUUUGACGCAUUUGUAGGCCCUUAGAAAGAUAAAUUUAAUUUACCCUUUGCAUGCUGGGAAAUUUGUCAUCUGCUAAAAUGUUCUGUGGCGUCUCAUCUGGAUCCAAACUGUUUGAAAAGUCCUUCAAAAUUCAGUUCCCGAACUGAAAGAGUUGAAGGCCUUUGUUACUACAUUUAAGUUUUAAAGGCUUCAUUUCCAACCCUUAGAUACUGAUGAGCAGCAAAGAGCAUAAAAGUUUAACAGUCUUCGAGUCACUUAGCAAUUAGACGUAAAUGUAUUCAAAACAACAUUUAAAGGACAUUUAACAGGUAUUCAGAAACGAAAUACAACUCUGGGUUUCAGUCUUUUGACAACUUACUUGCUCUAUUUUACCCAUUUUUUUUACACAACUUGGAAUUCAAUUUUGUGUUGAAGUGAUACUGCAACCAGUGGUUAUUGUUGACUGCGAUUCGUAUAGCUUCAUUCACAAUUCCAUUCUAUGGCAAAUAUGUAUAUACAUGUAGCAAUUAAGUCAUUCCAUUAAAAAACAAAUAGAGAACUUUCUUUGAUAUUCUUGUUACACUCUACAUUGAUUAAUAAGUUAGUUAAUGAACAACAAAAGUUAAACAUCCUGGUUAUAUGAAUGGCAUAUUUCGGACGGUAGGGUUUUCUGUUUAAUAUCUUAAAUUUGCAAUCACCAAACCUGAUAACACAUUAUAUGUAGCAAGUCAUUGGCCUAUUGGUAAAUCUGGCAGUUGGGCCAUAAGAGGUUAAACCUAGAUGAUGCUUUCCCAUAACAUGAAAACCGCUUUCUCCAAAGCUUUGGUACUUGUAUGGAUGCUAUAUUUGAACACUCUUAACCCUUUCAGUGCGGGAACCGAAUUUUGAAGGCCUUUGCAAUCAGUUUGGAUCCAGAUCAGACGCCACAAAACGUGGCGUCUCAUCAGGAUCCAAACUGUUUGCUAUUCUGAAAGUAUUCUUUGAAAAAAAAUCGAAGAAAAUGCUAAUUUUAGGAAUUCAGCAGACGACAUUUUAGCAGAAGACAAAUUUUCCAGCAUGCAUCACUGGACCUUUUUUUACCCUGACAUUGACCUACUUUAGGUUUUAGACUUGUUCAGAAAGUCCAAAUUCAAGGUGAUUCCAAACUUAUGCUUUUUGUUGAGCACAAACCCCGAGUGCUACAAAGCUUUCAUUCUUGCAUAUACAUGUACAUGUAUGUGACUUACCUACAUCACUUGACCUCAUUGUGACCUUAAAAUGGCCAUACAUAUACAUUUGCAGCAAUUUUUUUGCCCAAUUAGCAAAAGUAUCGGUACCAGUCCAAUUGUGAAAAUUGUGAGCGAAAAACCCUGACAUUGGGAAAAUUUGCGUUGUGAAGUCGCCAUAUUGGGAAAUCCUUGUAUCCUUUUUUUGCUUCCACAUACUUUAAAAUUGAUAGCUAAAUUUUGACAAGAUGUCAAUAUUAUAUUUACCUAGGUUCAAGCCAUAGACUGAAUAGGGAAACUAACUAAAUGUUGCAUUAAAAAAAAAUAUUAAGAAACCAUCAAUUUGGACUUUUUUUGACAGCAAUUGGGAAAUUGGAAAAUUUGUAAUUUUUUUUCUAAUUGGAUAAGUGCCGUUAUCUAGUACUUUAUAAAGAAGGGAAAAAACAGAAGAUUUGUAAACCAAAAUUGUCUGUUUAUGUUUAAUUGAAAUCAACACACUUACUAAAGAGCUUCAAUAUUUCCAUCCAACACUUUAUGCACUCACGUCACCUGAUCUCCUUAUAACCUCCUCAAUGACCUAAUUUGGAUCAAUGACUAAUUGGUAUGGUUCGAUGAAUUGAUACUGACCCAUCUUCCUUGAGGGAUAGUUUAUUGAACCAUCCUCUUGUUUUGUACAUCAUUUGUAAUUCCAUACUAGAAAAUAGAUGUUUAUAUAAGCUACCAAAUUGUAUACAAUGCCUUUCUAAUAUGCUGUGUUGAUUAAGACUCUUUGGAUUUUUUUUAAAUUGUGCUUUCAAUAAUUUAAUCAAACAUACUUGAUAUGAAAUAUGCUGUGAUAAUUCUGGUUGGUUGCUGUCACGUUCUAUGUGAUAAUCUCAAUUGUAUUCAUGAAUACAUUUAGUUGUGAAUGUUUGUUUCCUUACAAGCCAAUAGUUGUUUAUGUUAUGAAUAGUUUAAACCAUUUAUGCCUAGCGUCUAGAAAAAUGCCUUGGCAAACAGCCUAGACCCAGAUGAGACGCCGCAUGAUGCGGUGUCUCACAUGGGUCUGCGCUGUUAGCUUAAAGUAAUUUCUGUAAGAAAUAUUCUAAACAUAGAAAUAAAUAUACUAGACAUCCCUAAUUUGGAAAUAAAUUGAUCAAAUUUAGAAGGAUGGGAGAGUCCACUAGGCAUAAAUGGGUUAACAUUAUGCAAGGAUAUGUUAAAGCGGAAAGCUGACCCGGGUACUCACGCACCCUUUAUUAUACUCCCCAAGGUAGGGUGUUUAUUAGAGAAGCUCUGUGGGUCAGUCGUUUUGUCGGUCGGUCAGUUUAUUGUUGGAGUCAUGUAGUUUCACAUUUCUCAACUGAUUAAAUUCAAACAUUAAUAACCUUUAACCACUUAGAUACGUAUUUUCACACAUUUGAAGGCCCUUAGAAUAUUUAAUUUAAUUGAAUACCUUUCUUACUAGAGUCAAGUUUUUACGGCUUCAUUUCCAACCCCUUGAUAAACAAGAUGCCGGUGAGCAGCAAACAGCAUAAAACCUGAACAGACUGUGAGUUACUCGCAGGCUGUUCUGGUCUUAUGCUGUUUGCACAUAGCCAUUUGCACUUUGCUUCUAAGUGGGAAAGGGUUGAUAGCAUCACCCUGUUGUUUGAAUGUGCAAACGCCUCCUUUUUCACGUGUUAUCAACACAUUCCUCAGUUAUUUGCUAUUGAUCAUAGCUGACGUUUGUGAUAAACAAUUUGUUUGAAUUGUAUAAAUGUUUGUGUUUAUUGGCAAUAGACUAUGAAAAAAAAAAAAAAAAAAAUCUUUUAAA